Messenger RNA from Leguminivora glycinivorella, 4974 nucleotides. RefSeq lists its product as uncharacterized. Gene Ontology annotation, molecular function: nucleic acid binding. Gene Ontology annotation, biological process: DNA integration. The transcript is spliced from 3 exons. The record is from RefSeq and is a predicted model, not a curated record. Bases 991 to 4974 code for a protein of 1327 amino acids. NCBI's taxonomy places the organism in Eukaryota, Metazoa, Arthropoda, Insecta, Lepidoptera, Tortricidae.
CCGACAAUUAGAAUAUAAAUUCAAUAAAAACAAACAUAUUGCGCAACAUUACAAGUCAUUCAUACAUGAAUACCUAUCAAUGGGUCAUAUGACAUUAUCGCCGACUCAACAUUGGAAUAAAUCACGUGAGACAAGUGAAACGCGUGACUGCUAUCUACCACAUCAUUGCAUUUUAAGAGAUUCCACCACAACAGCUCUGAGAGUCGUUUUUAAUGGAUCUGCUAACACCUCUACCGGAGUCAGCCUUAAUGACAUAAUGCACAAAGGACCCAACCUUCAGAAAGAUCUUUUAUCACUAAUUCUGAAAUGGAGACAGCAUCGAGUUGCCUACAUCGCCGACAUCGAGAAAAUGUUUCGACAAAUAUGGGUGCAUCCAGAAGAUCAGAUCCUGCAGAAGAUUAUCUGGAGAGAUUCGCCUCAAGACAGGUUACAAGAAUACCAACUAACAACAGUCACUUACGGUCAAAAAGCAGCACCUUUCCUAGCAAUGAUGACCUUAAAGCAAUUAGCCCAUGACGAAAGAUGCAACUACCCUGAAGCCGCACAAGCCCUCGAAGAAUGCUUCUACAUGGAUGACCUUCUACACGGCUCCCACUCCGUCUCAUCAGCUAAACAAUUACAGCAACAAUUACAAAAGCUACUACAAUCUGGAGGUUUUUACUUAAGAAAAUGGAUGUCAAACCACCAGGAGCUGUCCAGACCUGACUAUCAAAAUAAGUCAGAUGAAAACAAAUACAACUUCAAAGAGAUGGAAUCAAGAAAAACAUUAGGACUCCAAUGGGACCCUUCUCAAGACAUCUUUCAUUUUGAAUCUAAAUUGGAAUCAACUUCGGACGUCGCACAAAAUACAACAAAACGUCAACUAUUAUCAGAAAUCUCCAAAUUAUUCGAUCCUUUGGGUUGGCUCACCCCCUAUCUACUAAACUGAAACUACUUUUUCAACUUUUGUGGACAACUCCUCUGAAAUGGGAUGACAACAUACCUAAUGACAUGCAUAAGGAAUGGAAAAUUAUUAAAGAAGACAUAAACAAUAACAUAAACACAUUCAAAAUAGAAAGAUGGAUCGGCACUCACGUCGUCAGCGAUAUCGAGUUACAUGCAUUCAGUGACGCGACGCCGCAAGCUUAUGCGUGCGUCAUUUAUUGCAAAAUAAACAUAGAAGGCCAGACGAAAAUCGUUUUACUAGCUGGAAAAUCAAGAUUGGUGCCGAAUAGCAAAACUGUCACAUUGCCAAGAGCAGAAUUGUGUGGAGCCCAUCUUCUUGCCAAACUAAUGAUUAAGAUAAAGCAAUGUUUAAACAACCAUAAUAUCAAGGUCUAUGGUUGGGUGGAUUCAACCGCAGUCUUGGGUUGGCUGCAAGGCGAUCCUAACCGCUGGAAUACAUUCGUCGCCAACAGGGUGCGACAAAUCACAGAAGUCAUCCCUCCCGAGUGCUGGCGCUACGUUAAAUCGGCAGAAAACCCUUCGGAUUGCGCAAGCAGAGGACUUACCGCGUCUCAACUAAAACAACAUACUUUAUGGUGGCAAGGGCCCACCUGGUUGCCGACAUUUCAAGCAGAUAAAUACGAUAAACAAAUGAACUACCCAACCCACGAAGAACAAAAUAUACCACAAGUGAACGUUGCGGUAAAUACUGAACCAGAAGACAAUCUCAUCGACCAACUAAUAAACAAAUACAGCUCAUUCUCAAAAUUAAUACAUGUACUAGCCUGGGUCCGCCGAUUCAUAUCAAAAAAGCAAGACAGAAAAUCUAGUAAUUAUCUGCAUUUAUCCGAACUACGAGAAGCAACGACCUUAAUUAUUAAGCGAGUCCAAAAAACCGAAUUUCAAGAAGAAUACCAAGCAUUGAAGAAAAGCCGAUCAAUUUCAACUAAGAGCAACAUACUCGAUUUGUGUCCAUUUAUAGACGAAGAAGGCGUCCUACGAGUCAAGGGAAGAUUGAGAAACGCGUACAUUACGUUUGACAUGAAACACCCAAUCAUUUUACCGCAUAAACAUCGCUUGACUAGCCUUAUCAUAGACCACGCACAUAAAAUGGCUCUUCAUGGCCCUGCGCGAACAACCCUAAACUUCAUACGAAAUAAAUAUUGGAUCGUUGGGGGCAACAGCGCCACCAAACAAUUUAUUCGUCACUGCGUAAUCUGCAAGAAACAAAAAGCAAACAUGCGAAAUCAAAUCAUGGGGGAUUUACCUGCAGCAAGAAGCAAUCCAUCUCGUCCCUUUGAACAUACUGGCGUAGACUUCACCGGCCACGUAUUCCUUAAAGCCAACAAGGGUCGCGGUAUCAAGACCACUAAAGGAUACGUUUGCGUGUUUGUCUGCAUGGCUACAAAAGCUGUCCAUCUCGAGCUGGUAUCUGACAUGACAGCAUCAGCUUUCAUAGCAGCUUUGCGCAGAAUGGCUGCUCGAAGAGGAACUCCGCUGCACAUCUACAGCGAUAAUGGAAGAAACUUCCUUAAGGCUAGCAAGAUACUUAAGGAAGAAUACCUUGAAAUCCAAAAUGUCGUGAACACCGAAUGUCAGGGAGCAAUAUCAGACAUGGGAAUCACCUGGCACUUCAAUGCACCCGCAUGGCCUUCAGCAGGAGGAUUAUGGGAAGGCUGUGUUAAGGUUUUCAAGUACCACCUGAAGCGUGUCAUCGGAGAGCAAAAACUAACUUAUGAAGAAUUCAGCAGUUUAUUAGCUCAGAUCGAAGGAUGCAUGAAUUCGAGACCACUAUGCGCUAUAUCUGAAGAUCCUGAUGACAUCAACUAUUUGACUCCUUCCCAUUUUCUCAGUAGCGGACCCACUUUAACAUUGAUCGAAACAGAAAGAGAUUUGCGUACCCGAUGGCAACUCACUCAGAAAAUAUUUCAAGACUUGUGGAAGAGAUGGCGUUCUGAAUACCUAGCACUGUUAAACUCAAGAAAUAAAUGGAAAAAGUCACAAGACAACAUCAGCAUCAAUGACGUCGUGCUUAUUCAUGACGAUAACCUGCCGCCCGGCAAGUGGGCAAUGGGCAGAGUUAUAGAGCUACAUCCGGGACAAGACGGAUAUGUAAGGGUUGUUACACUCAAAACAAAAAACGGCACACUGAAGCGCCCAGUAGUCAAGCUCUCCCUUUUGUUAGAGCACACCGAAGAAGAGCCCAGAAUGAAUCAAAGUAACUCGCUACCUGAGCGAGAUACCGAUAAGCAAAACUCGACAAGAAGUUAUCAAAAACCGAAGGCAAACAAGGCCACAUUGUCAUCAAUAUUCGCCGUAUUACUACUACUUUUAUCAUGCCUCACAACCGGUCAGUGCGAUGUCAACAUCAUACCAUUUCGUGAAACACAAGGGCUAUACUUCGAUAAAUUAGCAAACAUGUUGCUAAUUAGAGAUGAAUGGAAGCUGGUCGUCUAUUACAACAUGGAGCCUUACUGGGACGCAACAAACGCAUUACAAAAAUACAGCCGAUUUCUAAAAGAUACAUGCGAAACUAUCAAGACACAAGUCCACUGUGACGUAAUAUUACUACAACUUCGUCAUGGAUUCUCCGAACUUGAGUACUAUAAUGAAAUAUUACUCAGUCAGCAUUCGAGCACCCGACAAUCAUCGCUACGAACACUACGAACCCGCCGCGGCCUUGCCGACGGUGUCGGUUACUUAGCUAAUAGCCUAUUUGGCGUAUUAGAUGCACGAUUCGCCGAACAAUAUAGAAGAGAUAUUGCACUUUUACAACACAACGCUCAGCACAUGGCUUCACUUUGGAAAAAUCAAACCUCCGUAGUCGAAGCGGAAUAUAAUUUAUUAAAGCGUAGCGAAGAUACAAUGAAUCAACAGCAUAAAAUGAUAAAUCAACAUAUGAACAAUUUGGAAGAAGCGUUCAAGAAUUUACAACACAAGGUUGAAACUAACAACAUAGUUAAUGACUUCAACUUAGGAACUAUUAUCGCAAGUAAUAUGCUCCACAACUUAAAGGGAAUGCAGGACAUGUUAUUGGACACCGUCACCGACAUCCACCAAGGACGUUUUAACCCACACGUGCUCACUCCGGAACAACUUAUUAAUGAGUUAAGCGCCGUUGCAAGCAAUCUACCAAGAGACGUGUCCCUGCCUAUUGACAACUUACACACGGAUCUACGCAAAAUAUACAACCUGUUGAAAGUAAAGGCAAGGAUGAUGGACGACGUACUUAUUUUCGAGAUAAGGCUGCCUCUAGUUAGCCGAGAUGUUUAUGAACUUCUAAGGAUUAUUCCGAUACCCAAAAGGACUGGAAACAAGAUAACCACUGUUAUACCUGUAUCGGAGUAUGUCUCCAUAAACAUGAAAAAAGACAUGUAUAUUCCUGUCUCAGAAAAUGAUAUCAGAGCUUGCACAAUAUCAUCAGAUUCCUAUUUCUGCUACAUCAAGAAACCAGUCUAUCAAUUGAAAGGCGACAACAGUUUUUGUGAAUCAGACAAAUCGGGAUGCAAGACUGCCAGCACGACAUGCACAAAUAAUUGGAUCGAAAGUAGCGCUCUAAAUACCUAUAUUUAUUUUUGUUGUGCACAGUGUCAAGUUCGAACAUUGUGCGCGGAUCAAGUCACCGCGCACCAGCUGACGAAUGCCGGACUUAUAAACAAAAACGAAUCUGAAGAUCUACAAAGGGAAACUAGCGAACUUGGAGAAAAGAUUGAACAAUUGAAGACCACCGAAGUUAACGCCGAGACCAUAUCAUAUCACGAUAUUCAUCACUACGCCAUGAUAUACGUGAUUCUUGGAGUAUUCGGAACUACAGCAUUAUUUAUCAUAAUACGACGAACGCUCGGGAAAAUGCCGCCUACGCCGUCCCGACACAUCGCCGAGGAACCUCCGGCCGCCACGCCGCCCCCGCCCCGCGCGUCGCCGCGCUCCGUCGUCGUCACCGAGGCGCACCAACUCAGCGAUGAAGAACACUGCGACACCAGCAUCUCCCUCUCCUCUCAACCGCCCCCGGAAUAUGUACAAGUAAAUUGCACAUGCGUCAUCGAGUAA